Messenger RNA from Lathyrus sativus (Indian pea), 2793 nucleotides. The record is from the annotation of a GenBank genome assembly. NCBI's taxonomy places the organism in Eukaryota, Viridiplantae, Streptophyta, Magnoliopsida, Fabales, Fabaceae.
AUGAGAACGUCGUCGUUCAGGAGAUGCACCACCAGCAAAACCGAACCAGACUUCCCGGAAAAUUCCAAAACCUCAUCGCCGACGGCGGGAAAACAUGUUUACGGCGCAAUGUUGCCGGUUUUUCUCAACGACCUCCGUAGCAACCACCACAAGGAGCUCGUUGAGAUAACACUGGAGCUAGAAAACGAAUCUGUCGUGCUUCGCAACAUAGCUCCGAUAUCUUCUGCACCAAACGUAUCUCCUUCUUCAAGUCACACCGUCGCCAGAGAUGGAGUCUCCUCCACCGGCGGUGGUGUCACGAGGAGUCUCUCAAUUACGUCGAGGAUUAAAAAUAAAUUUCCGUGGUUGAGGUCGAUGUCAUUGCGGUCAUCGACCUCGUCUUCGGAGAGUGUAACCGCCGUGGAAGAGGAUCCGAUGGUGGCGCGGAAUGCUCGGAGAAUGCGAGCGGAACUUGAACGGACGAGAUCGAGUGCUCAGAGAGGUUUGAAAGGUUUGAGAUUCAUUAGUAAGUCUGGUGAAGCUUGUGAGGAGUUAUGGAAAAAAGUUGAAAAGAGGUUUGGAUUUCUAGCUAAGGAUGGUUUGCUCGAUCGAGAAGAAUUUGGAGAAUGCAUUGGGAUGGAGGAUUCGAAGGAAUUUGCUGUGGGUAUAUUUGAUGCAUUAGCUCGUAAGGAAAGAAAAGCACUGAGCAAGAUAACAAAAGAAGAGUUGCGUCAGUUCUGGUUGCAAAUUUCAAACCAGAGCUUUGAUGCUCGCCUUCAAAUUUUCUUUGACAUGGCAGACAGUAAUGAAGAUGGAAGAAUUACAAGGGAGGAAGUACAAGAGCUUAUAAUGUUAAGUGCUUCUGCAAACAAUCUGUCCAAGCUAAAAGAACAAGCUGAAGGAUACGCUGCAUUAAUAAUGGAAGAAUUGGAUCCGGAAAACCUGGGUUAUAUCGAGCUGUGGCAGCUAGAAAUGUUGUUACUAGAAAAAGAUAGAUACAUGACUUACAGUAGACAACAGAGCAGUGCAAGUGUAAACUGGAGUCAAAAUAUGUCAAGCUUAAGGCCCAAAAAUAAGAUCAACAAAAUCCGCAAGACACUCCAAUGUCUUGCAUUAGAGUAUUGGAGAAGGGGUUGGAUUUUGUUACUGUGGUUGAUUACCAUUGCUUCUCUUUUUACUUGGAAAAUUUACCAGUACAAAAAUAGAUCAAGUUUUGAAAUUAUGAGUUAUUGCUUACCAGUAGCCAAAGGCGCGGCAGAGACACUCAAGUUCAACAUGGCUCUCAUUCUUUUACCGGUUUGUCGAAAUACAUUGACAUGGCUUCGCUCCACAAAAGUUAGGAAAUUUGUCCCAUUUGAUGACAAUAUUAAUUUCCAUAAAAUGAUUGCAUUUGCCAUAGUUAUUGGAAUAACUGUCCAUGCAGGCAACCAUCUCGCAUGCGAUUUCCCACUUCUCGUGAAUUCAUCUCCAGAAAAGUUCUCAAUAGUAUCUUCUGAUUUCAAUAACAAAAAGCCCACAUACAAAUCACUUUUGAUUAGCAUUGAAGGUGUAACAGGAAUCACAAUGGUUACUUUGAUGGUUAUAUCAUUUACUCUUGCAACUAGCCAGUUUCGACGAAAUGCAGUAAAUCUUCCUUCACCCAUCAACAGAUUAACAGGAUUUAAUGCAUUCUGGUAUUCACACCAUCUUCUUGGUAUUGUAUACAUUCUUCUGUUCAUUCAUGGAUCUUUCUUGAAUUUGACACAUAAGUGGUACCAGAAAACGACAUGGAUGUAUAUCUCUGUUCCAUUGUUGCUGUACAUUGCAGAACGUACUCUACGAACUCGUAGAUCGCAACAUUAUGCAGUAAAAGUUUUGAAGGUUUCAGUGCUACCAGGAAAUGUCUUUAGCUUAAUCAUGUCAAAGCCUAAUGGAUUCAAGUACAAAAGUGGUCAGUACAUAUUUUUACAAUGCCCGAAAAUCUCUCCAUUUGAGUGGCACCCAUUCUCUAUUACAUCAGCACCAGGAGAUGAUUAUCUAAGUGUUCACAUUCGAACGGUAGGUGACUGGACACAAGAACUUAAGCUACUUUUCACCGAAGAUGACCAAUCGGCUCCGGUAAAUUCCAGAGCAACAUUCGGAGAACUAAUACAAAUGGAUCAAAUAGGACAGCCGAAGCUGCUCGUUGAUGGCCCGUAUGGAGCUCCGGCACAAGAUUACCAGAAUUUUGAUGUAUUGCUGCUCAUAGGAUUAGGAAUUGGAGCAACUCCCUUCAUUAGUAUUCUCAGAGAUCUUUUGAGUGACACGAAAACAAUAGACGAACAAACGGACUCAAACACAGAAACAACUAAAUCAGAUGAGAGUUUCAAUAGUUUCACCUCUUCAAAUGUAACGCCGGGAAGACACAAGAGAUUGCAAAGGAUUACAAAUGCUUACUUUUAUUGGGUUACCAGAGAACCUGGAUCUUUUGAAUGGUUUAAAGGAGUAAUGGAUGAAGUUGCAGAAAUGGACCACAAAGGUCUGAUUGAGCUGCACAACUAUCUCACAAGUGUCUAUGAAGAAGGCGAUGCAAGAUCAACCUUAAUCACAAUGAUCCAAGCAUUAAACCAUGCCAAACAUGGUGUUGACAUUCUAUCAGGCACUCAAGUGAGGACACACUUUGCUAGGCCUAAUUGGAAAGAAGUUUUCACAAAAAUAGCUUCAAAACAUUCAAAUUCUACCGUAGGUGUGUUCUAUUGCGGGAUGCCGGUGCUUGCAAAGGAGCUAAAAAAGCUAUCACUUGAGCUCAGUCAUAAGACAACCACACGCUUUGAAUUUCAUAAGGAGUACUUCUGA